Eutrema salsugineum is the source of this 1582-nucleotide messenger RNA. RefSeq names its product UDP-D-apiose/UDP-D-xylose synthase 2. The record is from RefSeq and is a predicted model, not a curated record. Lineage: Eukaryota; Viridiplantae; Streptophyta; Magnoliopsida; Brassicales; Brassicaceae. The transcript is spliced from 9 exons. The coding region runs from base 162 to 1331 and encodes 389 amino acids. Gene Ontology annotation, molecular function: carboxy-lyase activity.
UCUCUUCUUUUCACAAUUCGCACCACAAAUCUCUCUCUCUCUUUCUCUCUCUCUUCCAUCCAUUGAUUGCGUCGUUAUCUUUGUAGCGUGAGGGAUCACGCGGUUCCAGACUAGUAUUCUGAUUCCAGCUUUUGUUUCUAUUCUCCACCGACAAAUCAAAAAUGGCGAACGGAGCCGGUAGAUUGGAUCUGGACGGCAGGCCGAUUAAGCCGAUCACGAUAUGCAUGAUUGGCGCCGGAGGUUUCAUCGGCUCUCACCUCUGCGAGAAGCUGAUGACCGAGACCCCUCACAAGGUCCUCGCGCUCGACGUCUACAACGAUAAGAUCAAGCACUUGCUCGAGCCUGACACGGUUGAAUGGGCCGGGAGAAUCCAGUUUCAUCGUAUCAACAUCAAGCAUGAUUCUAGACUCGAGGGACUUAUCAAGAUGGCAGAUCUGACGAUAAAUCUCGCUGCGAUCUGUACUCCAGCAGAUUACAAUACGCGUCCCCUUGACACUAUCUACAGCAAUUUCAUCGAUGCUCUCCCGGUGGUUAAAUACUGCUCGGAGAACAACAAGCGUCUUAUUCACUUUUCCACUUGUGAAGUGUAUGGAAAAACUAUAGGAAGCUUUCUCCCGAAAGAUCAUCCUCUGCGUCAGGAUCCUGAAUUUUAUGUACUCAAAGAAGAUACCUCCCCUUGCAUAUUUGGUUCUAUUGAGAAGCAGAGGUGGUCAUAUGCUUGUGCGAAACAACUGAUUGAGAGACUUGUCUUCGCUGAAGGGGCUGAGAACGGACUUGAGUUUACCAUUGUAAGACCGUUUAACUGGAUCGGACCUAGAAUGGAUUUCAUCCCUGGCAUUGAUGGUCCUAGCGAGGGUGUCCCUCGUGUCCUAGCCUGCUUUAGCAACAACCUCCUGCGGCGUGAGCCUCUCAAGCUUGUGGAUGGUGGAGAAUCACAGAGAACUUUCAUCUACAUCAAAGAUGCUAUUGAAGCUGUCCUUUUGAUGAUUGAAAAUCCAGAGAGAGCCAAUGGGCAUAUCUUCAAUGUAGGCAACCCAAACAAUGAAGUGACCGUAAGACAGCUUGCUGAAAUGAUGACUGAGGUCUACUCAAAAGUGAGCGGAGAGACAGCUAUAGAGAGUCCAACGAUAGACGUGAGCUCCAAAGAAUUUUAUGGAGAAGGUUAUGACGACAGCGACAAGAGAAUCCCAGACAUGACCAUCAUCAACCGUCAACUUGGAUGGAAUCCGAAGACGUCUCUUUGGGACUUGCUUGAGUCGACCUUAACUUACCAGCACAGGACCUAUGCGGAAGCCGUUAAGAAGGCCACUUCAAAACCAGUCGCAUCUUAGAGGUCAUCACCUCGAAUCAUUUGGUGGCUACCGUUCCUUUUUUUUUUUUUCUAUAUUCACCCAACAGAAACCUUUUAUUCCCUUUAAAUAGGCUAUUCUAAGCGCAUGAUAUAUCACGGUGGUUGGUACUACUUUACGUGUUAUUGUUAUAUAGUAUUAUUACUGUUAAUGUUUUUGAAUUCGUUGUUGAAGCUUUAUAUCUUUGUACUUGUUCGAAACUAAAAAAGGGAAUGUUUUGUUCAAACUUCAAA